Molecule: messenger RNA, 164 nt
Organism: Dentiscutata erythropus
Lineage: Eukaryota; Fungi; Glomeromycota; Glomeromycetes; Diversisporales; Gigasporaceae
Source: the annotation of a GenBank genome assembly
AUCACCAGCUGGAGACGAUACUCGCAUUGCACUGGGCUUCGCUGUCUUUCUACAUAAAACUUAUGUUCUGAAUCCUCCAGUUCCUCACCCUAAUUUGCCACCCAGUGAUACAAGGCCAUGGGCCAAAUUUCCUCCAACAAAAAGUGCAAAUGCAAACUUUGGAU